Symbiodinium sp. CCMP2592 is the source of this 1869-nucleotide messenger RNA. Lineage: Eukaryota; Dinophyceae; Suessiales; Symbiodiniaceae. The record is from the annotation of a GenBank genome assembly.
AUGAGGGCAGUGGACAUCCGGCCCUGGUGCGAGCUGCUGGUCUUGCUGAGCCUGAAUGUGUUCCGCGGUGUGACUGCUGGAUUUUCGGACAGCUGCGAAGGGCGCUGCGACGUGCUCCAGACCCUUGGUGCACUUAAAUCACAGAACGAGUUGCGAAUUCACGUGGGCCUGGUGCUAACUGCCAAUGCAUCAGCUGGUGUCGGCAGAUGGGUGAUUGCUGUUCGGACUACGACAGCUGUCACAAUGCGGGAGCAAGCGCUGUGGAGACUACUGUCCAAUGGCAAAGCCGAGAACGCGUACAUGCAGUUCUGUUUGUGGAGCCUUUGCUGCCCGGAUAUCUUGCUUGUUUCAGGAAACCACACGUGCAACCUGGGCACCAGCUACAACAUGGGCACCAGCCACAACACAGGCACCGGCCACAACAUGGGCACCAGCUACGACGAAACCUUUCUGCACUACAUGCCUGACACCACGGUUACGACCAUCACCAUCACUUCGACUUUGCCGCCGACAACGACGCCGACUACGCUCACAAGCACUACAAUCACAACCAUCACCUCCACUUCCGUUACAACUGUUACGACUACGACAGUGACGACAACCACGGUUACAGUUUCUUCAGUCACAGAGACGACCACGGCCACCAGAACUACAGUGACCGCAACACGUACCGCGACGAGCACAACCAUUACCACGACCACAGUGACGACGCUGACCACGACCGUGAAGCCUUCGGCGAAGCCAGCCUCGCAGGUGGCUUCAUUCGCAAACCUUUUGGUCAGUGAGGAGAACUGCCAGAUGGGUCUUGAGGAAACCAAGGUGGAGGUGGAGGUUGGUGGGACCACCCGAAGUGCGCUUUUAUCCCUUCCUUCGGCCGUGUUUGCCGGGAAGCUCCCACUGUGGCUGGUCUUUCAUGGCACCGACGGCCAGGCUGCGGAUUUCCUGCGUUACUCAGGCCUGGAUGACUUCUCCCGGGCAAAUCAUAUUGCGCUUGUGGUUCCGCAGGCCUUGCCGAACUCCGACUUCUAUGGGCAGUCGCAGUUCAAUGUGGGUUUGCACAGUCAGCGGGAGGAUCGAGAGGGGGUCCACGACGUGGAGUUGACUCGAGCUGUGUUGGAACAGGUCAUGCGGCUGCCAUGCAUUGAUGUUCAGCGCAUCCACUGUACUGGCUACUCCAACGGAGCCCGUUUCUGCAUACGGUUGGCAUCGGAACUGCCGGGUCUCAUUGCAUCAGUUGCGCCCAUAUCAGGACUCCGGUACCCCAGCCCGAACAACGCAAGCAGAGCCAUUCCCAUUCUAGCCUUUCAUGGGGAUGCCGAUCCAGUCAAUCCCUGGGGAGGGCAUGGCCUGGGCUACUGGCAUUCCUCGGUUCCUGCAUCCCUGCAAAGAUGGGCCAAGUUCAAUCGCUGCAGUCUUGCAGACUGGCCUCCAAGCUUCAGAGAGCAUCAAGGUUUCGCCGUGGCUUCGUACGAGGGCUGCCAAGACGAUGCGACUGUCAAGCUUGUCCGACUGCAUGGAGCCGGCCACCAGUGGCCAAACGCCGCCUUUGAGAUCCCUAACUUGGGCAAGGUGGCAAGGAUCGAUGCGAAUCGCCUCAUCUAUGAGUUCUUCGACAAGCACCGGCUGCCAGACCAAUGGAGCAUCUUGCAGCUGAAAAUGCAGGCCGCAGGAGCCAUGUCCGUCGAGCAGAGCAGCCCCAGGUUUGGAGCUCUGCUGUGGGUCGGCAUUGCAGCCUUGGGCCCAUUGCUGUUCUGGACCUUGAUGGCUCGGCACCGCUCCGAAUGCUGUCGUGACACUCCCCGCAGCGAGCUGGGUCCGUUGCUCCUCGCGGACGUCGGAUCGCCAAGUCAUGCUUCCCUGCUGCCGUGA